CGGUCCGAACCGGUCUGCUCCUUCCGCUGCUGAUCAGCUGAUUUCCUGACGGAGAAUCAGAAGAUGACACGAGACCCCAAAAGGAAACAUUCGGAAAAAGUUUCAGUGGAUGGAUUUAAAAGUUUGUGCUGCUGCUUUGUGUAGAGAGGAGGACGAAGGAUGACCACGUCCUAGAGCCGCUCCUGUUCGGGGCCUUCACAGACACCUGGAGGCCGCGCGACACUUCACGGAGUCCUUCAGGAUGAAGUGUUUGCUCUGAAAGCGAGAAACUGUCUCAGCAUCAAGCAGGACUGGUGUGUACGCGCGUGUGUGAGUGUGGCCUAAAUGUAUUUGUGUGUUCGUAUCUGAGCGCGUGUUUCUCUCCGUGACCAUGAGUCUAGUCUCGGGCUUCCCUCACCACCCGGUCAUGCACCACCACGACAGCCACCACUAUUCCCUGCACGCGGCAGCGGCCGGACGGUGUCACGAGGACACCGGAGCACCCCCGUACUUCACGAGCUGGCUAAUCAGCCAUGCGGACAUGUCUCCAACUGAGUACAGCUUUGCGCCCGGAUACAGCCCAGAAUACCAUGGCAACAGCGGCGGCGGGUCCACCGGGGGCCAAGACCCCCACCAUCACCAUCAUCACCAUUACGGCAACUUAAUUCCGGGCCCUGGCACGAUUUCGGUGAAUGGAACCACCGUCGGUGUGCACCAUCACGCACACCCGCGCACCGUGAAGCGGAGACCGACGGCGAACCGCAAGGAGAGGCGGAGGACCCAGAGCAUCAACUCGGCCUUUGCGGAGCUGAGGGAAUGCAUCCCGAACGUCCCGGCCGACACCAAACUGUCCAAGAUCAAGACGCUGCGGCUGGCCACGAGCUACAUCUCUUACCUGAUGGACAUCCUGGACAAAGACGGACAGCACGGGGACGCGCACGCGUUCAAGGCAGAAUUAAAAAAGACGGAGGCUCGCGAGGAGCGGAGGAAAAGAGAGGCGGUGGAGAUCCCCAAAGCAGCGUCGUCGUCUUCGUCAUCCUCCUCUUCGUCAGCGGGUGAUAAGAAGAGUAAAGGCCGGACAGGAUGGCCUCAGCAUGUCUGGGCUCUGGAGCUCAAACAGUAGCGGCCCUCUCCAUCACCUCUCCUGCAGGAUCAACACACUCUCUCCGCUCCCAGUUGUGUCUUCGACGCGGCGACGACACCGAACCAGAGUCCAGUGUGAGCCGCCUCUUAGCAGCUCCAAGCGGCCACAAGAGCGGACAAUGACCCGACUACUGCUCUGGUCACACGGCGGGAGGACGAGCCAGCUUCACUUCUGGUUUCUGACAUUUUAACCGCCCAGACAAACAUUUAAGCACGCGCUCAAUGCUAGGCCGUCAUCUGUUAAUGGUUUUAUUUGACGUCUGUGCGGCCGUGCGGGGUUGAAACCAGCCUAAUCCUCCAAUGUUCCCAGUCGGAGAGGAGCCACGGCGCUGGUGGAUGUGGUUCAAUCACAGCCAGAUUCAAACUAUAGUUAAGCUGAGUGUAGAAGCUGGUGGAAUCCAGACCUGGCACAGGCAUCUUUAUGGGCUUAAGUAUGCGUUUGGAUACUUAUGUACACGCGCACAUACCCACACAAAAGGGGUGUUGAUUUUUAUUCAACAGAAAACAUGGAGUUAGAUGAGAAUCUGUGACAGAGCGGCCAUGGACAUUUACUAAAAACACUGAUCACACAAAACAAAGCAAAACUCUCCCUCCCCCUCUCUCCCCCUCUCUCUCCCUUUCUCUCCAGCUUUAAUUGUAGCGGUUUCAGUGAUGAAGGCGCGAUGGGGGUGUGCUGGUGGUGGGAGUGUGAUGAUGCUUUAUGUUGGAUGUAAAUAUUCUGACUCCAAUAAACCAGCUCUUGGUCUCGUGGUAACCACUGCAAACUGAUGAUUUCUGCCGUCAUGGGUAAAGACUAUCAAUAUAGCUGAGGUCAGGAAAAAUAAUUAUUUUUUUUUAUUUAACUUAAAUUUAAAUGAGGUUUAUAUUAAAAUAUUCAAUAGAUCAUCUUAAAUAAAAUAAUUUUAUUUGUUCUUUAACAGGCGGCUAUUAAUUGUUGAUGUUGUGUUUUUAAGAAAAGAACUGGCCUCAAAGGAAGCGUUUAGUCCUGUUGGUAAUAAGACAACUUUGAGUGGGUACCACCAAACGGAAACAUACAUUAAUACAUUUUAUUACUAUGAAAUAGGCGGUGGGGUUAUUCUGGGCGUUUUUCAAGAGCUAGUUGUUUGUAUCACAAAAAUAUAAGUGUACAGAAAAGCAGUGAAUACAAAAUAGAUACAAACAUAUGAUAAUUCUGGCCUGAUAAUCUAAAAAUCACAAUUUUAUCUGAACAAAGCAUAAAAUCAAGCUGUGGUUUGUUGGGAAGUUGUGUUUUAGUUUUAUUUAUUAAUCUGUGAAAGACUGAUAGAGAAAUUAUGAAAACAGAUAGAAAUAUUUCAUUAUGCAGAAACCUCCAUAAACAUGUGACUAAAUCUAGAAAAUGUAUUUUAUCACUGGAAAAGUCAUCAGACUGUUCAGUGUCAUGUCCUGUAAAACCCUCUGAUCAUUAGAGCGAGGACGUUUUUCCAUCAUCACUAAAAACCCGAGGAAGAAAAUCUCAUUUAAAAUCAGCUAAAAAUGUUUUCCUGUGAUGGACAGGUGUACCUGCCCAGGUGUACCAGGUAUAGAAAAUAGAAGGAUGGUAAAAUUAUUUUUCUUUUUUCUUUGUUUACUGAGAUUAUUGAUUAAAGUUGAAAAAGCAGAAUGACAGAUGUAAGGAUGUGUGAAAGAACAUGAUUUUGUCCUGAAUGAACCUGUAUUCAAUCUUUAAAUGAGACUUGAUUCAGAAUAGAAGUGAGGAUCAAUGUAAGGUGGAGAAGAUGGAGAAACAUCUUUAAUGAAAAUUGACUUUAAAAUGUUGAUGGGCCUCCCGAAACAACAUAUGAAUCCAACAACAACUCUCCUGUGAUCAUCCA
Melanotaenia boesemani (Boeseman's rainbowfish) is the source of this 2954-nucleotide messenger RNA. It is a transcript of the gene hand2, whose product is annotated as heart and neural crest derivatives expressed 2. Bases 371 to 1102 code for a protein of 243 amino acids. The record is from RefSeq and is a predicted model, not a curated record. NCBI's taxonomy places the organism in Eukaryota, Metazoa, Chordata, Actinopteri, Atheriniformes, Melanotaeniidae. The transcript has 2 exons. Gene Ontology annotation, molecular function: protein dimerization activity; RNA polymerase II transcription regulatory region sequence-specific DNA binding; DNA-binding transcription factor activity, RNA polymerase II-specific. Gene Ontology annotation, biological process: regulation of transcription by RNA polymerase II; heart development.